GAGCAGACAGAUAAUUUUGGUGCAAUACAAUAACCAUUAACCAUAACCAAUAAGAAUAAAUUAAUUUGUUUCUGUUCCGACUGAUAGUGUUUUAGUAUUGAAUUUUGAUGACUAGGGAAUUUUUUGAGACAUUUAUGUCAUGUCUGUAAUGAAGAAUCGUCCGUCACAACCUUCUACUUCUACAUGACUUUGCUUUUGUUAUGUACAAAGAUUUUUUGUCUUUAGAAUAACAAAUUUUUGGACUGGAAGACUAAAAUCUACUGUCUAGUGAUUGAUUUGAUAGUGUCACAAAAGUGCGGUGAAAUUCAAGUUACUUUCUACUAUUUUUACAUUCAAAUUUAUUAUUGUUCAUAGUUUUGAAGCCUAACGCAAGAUAUUUUAAUCAGAGAUAUUUUUUUUGUGAUAUGUUAAUCAUAAUUUUGUUUUUAUUUCAAUAAUAUAGGCUUAUUCUUCAAGAUAUUAAAUGGUUGUUGACUUUUGAAAAUCAAACUUAGCCUAACUUUCCAAUAUGUUGUACUGUCCGCCGAACAUAACCAUCACCACCUUAUGGGUGGAUAAUGGCAUAUCAGAAUGUUUUAUGGCGACUCAGACUGCUGUUCUAACUGGCAUAUUCAUCAUAUUUUUUGGAUCAAUACAACUAUGGAUGUAUCGUAAAUAUGGCACUCCAGUGUCAAUGGAUUUGCUUCCAUCUUCGCCUCUCUACUACUUCCAGAUUUUCAUUACUUUUGUGUUAUGUGCUCUUGCUUUACUGAGGUUUAUUCUUCAAGUGAUAUUGUUCAAACCUGGAGUCAUUUAUGGAUACAUGAUUGUAUGGACGUCAGUCAGCAUGAUAUCAUUCAUAUUCUCCGCUGUACUGGUGUGGGUUGAACGACAUUUCCAGCUGCCAACUGUUCCAGCAAGAGGUCACGGUCUUGUUUUACUUCUAUUUUGGACGUUUCUGUUUUCCAUGGAAAACCUUACAUUUGUAAAUCUAGGGCGUCACGACUGGUGGUUUCAUCCAUCCUCGUUUUCAGAUAAAGCAGAGAUGGGGUUGUUUGUGAGCCGAUAUGUGUUGUCGUUAUUGUUGUUCGGCCUCGGCCUUCGAGCUCCAGGGGUGGUUACAACUCAAGAUUACGUCAAUCUGAACAACGCCUUCCACACUUCUCAACAAUCUCGACAGGAUGACAACACUGGCUCGACGUGGCGUACAGCAUGGCGUAGGAUGAAGACCCUGAUGCCGUUUCUUUGGCCCAAAAGGUCAGCACGUCUACAGUUACAAGUCUUGGUGUGCAUCCUUCUGCUAGUGGCAGGCCGAGUCAUCAACCUGUUUGUUCCCAUUUACAAUAAGCUCAUUGUGGACAGUAUGACUACCACCCCACUCUACUUCCGCUGGGACCUGAUAGUGACGUACGUUGGGUUCAAGUUCCUACAGGGAGGUGGUACUGGAGGAAUGGGUUUCCUCAACAACAUGAGGUCAUUCUUGUGGGUUCGCAUCCAACAGUACACUACUAGAGAGGUUGAGGUGACUUUGUUUCAACACCUGCAUGGAUUGAGUCUCCGAUGGCACUUGUCUCGUAAAACAGGAGAGGUGUUACGAGUGAUGGACAGAGGAACAGACAGUAUUACCAACCUCCUGAACUACAUACUGUUCAGCAUCAUCCCCACCCUGGUGGACAUCGCUGUGGCUGUUAUAUAUUUUGUCUCUCUAUUCAACGCUUGGUUUGGCCUCAUUGUGUUUGUCACCAUGGCACUUUAUAUUGCCGCUACCAUCAUCAUAACUGAGUGGAGGACCAAGUUCCAGCGUAGUAUGAACCUGGCAGAUAACGCAACUAAGGCUCGAUCUGUAGAUUCUUUACUCAACUUUGAGACUGUCAAGUACUACGGAGCAGAAGACUAUGAGGUUCAAGCCUACAGAAGUGCUGUCUUGGAGUACCAGAAAGAGGAGUUCAAGAGUGUAGUAUCGCUGAACCUCCUCAACUCUAUCCAAAACGUGAUUGUGUGUGGUGGUCUACUGAUCGGGUCACUGUUGUGUGUGGACUUGGUAGUCAACGAGGGAACUCUCACAGUCGGAGACUACGUGUUGUUUGCUUCCUACAUCAUACAGCUCUACGUCCCUCUCAACUGGUUUGGCACCUACUAUAGAGCUAUCCAGAAGAAUUUUGUAGACAUGGAGAACAUGUUUGAUCUGCUUAAUGAGGAGCCUGAGGUGAUAGACGCUCCUGGGGCUCCUCCCAUCGCCAUCACUGGGGGACGUGUCGAGUUCCGCAACGUCGUCUUCUCCUACGUCCCUGAGAGGUGCGUCCUGCGGAACAUCAACUUUGUCGUCCCACCUGGCAAAACAGUUGCUCUGGUUGGACCAUCAGGUAGUGGCAAGAGUACAAUUAUAAGGCUGUUGUUCCGGUUCUACGACGUGGAGCAAGGCUCCAUCUUCAUUGACGGACAAAACGUGAAGACUGUAAGACAAGACUCUCUAAGACGAGCCAUCGGAGUUGUACCACAGGACACUGUGCUGUUCAACAACACAAUCAAGUACAACAUCCAGUAUGGUAGAGUCAAUGCUCUUGAUGCUGAUGUGGUGGCUGCAGCUAAAAGUGCCGAUAUUCACAGCAGAAUAUUGUCUUUCCCUGAGGCUUACAAUACUCAGGUAGGAGAGAGGGGACUAAAGUUGAGUGGGGGAGAGAAGCAGAGAGUGGCCAUCGCCAGGACCAUACUGAAGGCACCUACCGUAGUGCUGCUUGAUGAAGCUACCAGUGCACUCGACACACAGACUGAGCGCAAUAUACAAGCGGCGCUGCAGCAGGUCUGCAAGAACAGGACAACUAUAAUUGUUGCUCAUCGGUUGUCCACAGUCAUACAUGCUGAUGAAAUACUUGUGUUAAGAGAAGGGGAAAUAGUUGAACGUGGAAGACACGAAGACCUGGUUGCGGCCGGAGGAGUUUACGCCAACAUGUGGCAGCAACAAUUGGAGAACAAUGAAGCCAACGAUGGCGACCAGGACCCUAGUCAGACACCUGCAGACGAUGAAACUGCCAGAUAACAAAAAAUGUGUUUUAGCUGUAUAUAGGUAUACUUUGUUUUAGUUUUAAUAAAAUGAACAAAUCACUCUAA
Molecule: messenger RNA, 3087 nt
Organism: Macrosteles quadrilineatus (aster leafhopper)
Lineage: Eukaryota; Metazoa; Arthropoda; Insecta; Hemiptera; Cicadellidae
Product: ATP-binding cassette sub-family B member 6-like
Exons: 16
Coding region: 509-3016 (835 amino acids)
Biological process (GO): transmembrane transport; heme transport
Cellular component (GO): membrane
Molecular function (GO): ABC-type heme transporter activity; ATP binding; ATP hydrolysis activity
Source: RefSeq, a predicted model, not a curated record